AUGGUCCAACCAUCAACAAUACUCAGUUUGUUCUUCGAUCUCACAACGUUAUGCUUCGUCUUUGCCUUCCUUCUCUUCUCCCUCUUCUCCCUCGCCACCAUCUUCCACUUCCGCGUCACGACACGAAAUUCCCAUCACCUCAGGGACUUCAAUUCCUUCUGGGCCGUUCGCACCCUCCUCGUCUCUUUCAUUGCGCUCUGGGCCCUCACCGAGACACUCCGACUCCCUUUCGUGCUCCUCCGCCGCUUACACUUCUUUUCUCGUCUUCUCACCCUGACCCAGCAGGCGGACAUCUGUAAGAUCCAUGUCGUCCUCUCCCUCGGUCUCUUUGAGCCCGGAUUCUUCGCCACCCUCCUCUAUCUCGUCGAUGUUUCCGUCAGGAAGAGGAACCCUUCCGAAACCUUCUCCGCAACCCUCUCCAUCAUCUCCGUCUGCUGCCUUCCCAUCUUCCUCUUCCAGGUCCUUUUCGUCUUCUUCCCCACCACCUCCUCUAAGCAGAGCGGGCUCACCGAGGCCCUCAACCGAAGCUUCGUCAUUAUCAAUGACGGCGCCGGCAACAACAACGUCUUUUGCGCCUACCCACUCUUAAGCUGCAUCGCCUCCGGCGCAUUCGGGGUUGUGUACGCCCUCUCUUUCCUGUUCUCCAGUUGGCGCGUGAUCUCCCUCGUCAUCAACAAGGGAUUGAGGAGUCGCACCUACGCGCUGUCGUCGGCGGUGCUGCUGGCGGUGCCCACUCAGAUCAUCUUAAUCGGAAUCUCUGUGCUCUGGAAUCCAGAUGAGCCGGUCUUUCAUGGGCUUGCGCUGUUCGGCUUCCUCUGCGUGCUAGCAUGCGCAGUGGGGUGUGUGUGCAUCCUCGUCAUCAAACCAAUCAGCGACGCCCUCGCUUUCUCAGGUGAGGCUUGCCCCCUUGACGACCGCGUCACUCGGGCUGCUGACGUAGAAACAGGUGGCAUUGAGUUAAAAGGGGAAGGGGAGAAAUGGAAAGAUAAGGAUGGACAAGAUUUUGAUUGA
This is a messenger RNA of Telopea speciosissima, 1011 nucleotides long. RefSeq lists its product as uncharacterized. Lineage: Eukaryota; Viridiplantae; Streptophyta; Magnoliopsida; Proteales; Proteaceae. The transcript has a single exon. Bases 1 to 1011 code for a protein of 336 amino acids. The record is from RefSeq and is a predicted model, not a curated record.